AUGAACAAGGCACGUGCGAUGCUGGAUGCCCUCAUGGGCCCACAGCGGGACCAGAAAAAAGAUGAAAAUGCGGAAGAUUGGAAGGACAAAAGCAUCUGCAAAGGCUUUCUUAUUGGCUUCUGUCCCUUCGACAAGUCCGUUGUGGGCGGCAAGCGGACGAUCGAGCCCUGUGACAAAAUCCACUCGGAGAUUAUCCGAGAGAAGUUCGAAGCCCACAAAGAUGGCAAAGAGGGCAGUGAUCUGAGAAUCAAGUACGAGGAGUACUCGAUUCGCGACUUGGAGUUUGCCGUCCAGGAGUCCGAGGCCUACGGACGAAGAGAGGUGGAGCGCUUGCGGAAAGAACCCAGGUCCAAGGCGCUGCCCGCUGAUGUCAACCAGAAAAUCUCACAGAUGAAGCGGGAGAGCACGAACUUGGCGCAAAAGUCGGCUGCUCUGGAGGACUGCGAGGCCCGCAAGAAGGAAGAGCUCAUGAAGCAGUCCGAUGAUCUCUUGGAAGAAGCGAAGAAGUAUGAGAAGGAGGAGGAAGAGAAGGUCAAAGCGAACUUUCGUCCCCUUGCUUGUGAGGUGUGUGGAACUGCAUACAUCAGCAAUAAUGAAGGAGAAUAUGAAGCACAUCUGAGAUACAAGGUGCACAACAGCUACGAAGAGAUCCGCGCCCGACUCAAGGAGCUCAAAGCAAAACAGGCAGAGCGCGAGAAGGUCAUCAAGGAGAAGAAGGAGGAAGAGCGCAAGAAGAAGAAUGAGGAAUACGCCAAGAAGGUAGCAGAAGAAGAAGAGAAAGAGGCUGGCUGUUGA
Molecule: messenger RNA, 795 nt
Organism: Symbiodinium natans
Lineage: Eukaryota; Dinophyceae; Suessiales; Symbiodiniaceae
Source: the annotation of a GenBank genome assembly